ACUGGUGACCUUACCGACUGCACGAUCUCCAAUCAAGCUUUGUCGUCCUGUCAGUUCUGCAGUGGGCAUUGAGCUGUCGACCUGACCCCUUGACCCACGAUGACCUCCCUCUUCUUCUCCACCCCCGUCGAUAUUGACGUCGUCCUCGAAGAUAGCGAUGAACGUCAGACGGUGGAUGUCAAGCUCGACAAGGGCCGGCGCGAGAGAGUCCCCCUGUAUAUGGAUGGAGAAUCGGUGAAGGGUGCCGUUACGGUGAGACCCAAGGAUGGAAAGCGAUUAGAGCAUACGGGCAUUAAGGUGCAAUUCAUUGGCACGAUCGAGAUGUUCUAUGAUCGCGGGAACCAUUACGAGUUCCUCUCCUUAGUGCAAGAGCUCGCCGCCCCCGGAGAGCUGCAACACCCGCAAACCUUCCCCUUCAACUUCAAGAACAUCGAAAAGCAAUACGAGUCAUACAAUGGUAUCAAUGUGAAGCUGCGGUACUUCGUUCGGGUGACGGUCUCGAGGCGGAUGGCGGACGUAAUCCGCGAGAAAGACCUAUGGGUGUACUCCUACCGCAUGCCCCCGGAGACCAACAGUCCCAUUAAGAUGGAUGUUGGUAUUGAAGAUUGUUUGCACAUCGAGUUCGAAUAUUCCAAGUCCAAGUAUCAUCUCAAGGAUGUCAUUGUGGGGCGCAUCUACUUCCUUCUGGUGCGAUUGAAGAUCAAACAUAUGGAGCUAUCCAUUAUUCGACGUGAAACGACCGGAUCUCCCCCGAACCAAUACAAUGAAAGUGAGACUUUGGUGCGGUUUGAGAUCAUGGAUGGUUCGCCCUCACGAGGCGAGACUAUCCCCAUUCGUUUAUUCCUCGGAGGGUUUGACUUGACGCCAACCUUCCGAGACGUUAACAAGAAAUACUCAACCCGCUAUUAUCUCAGUCUGGUGCUUAUUGACGAAGAUGCCCGUCGGUACUUCAAGCAGUCCGAGAUCGUCCUGUACCGUCAGGCUCCCGAGAUUGCUACCACGCCGCAGAUCGCUCAGCAACAAUUGAUCCAACAACAGCAACUCCAGAACCAGCAUCAGCAACAACUACCGCCGGGAUCCGCCACCGCAGGCCCUGGACGGGAGCCACUACCUAACCCGGCAGUCACUGCCCCUGUGGCAUAGUGUUCUGAAGCCGAUCUAGUUCCGCUGUGUCGUUUGAAGAUGAUGACACUGUCUUCAUGACUGCCGAAUUGCUUAGUGUUCUACAUAUACCCAGUCUAAUGCUGUACUCUGGCCCUGUUCACCUAUCAGC
This is a messenger RNA of Aspergillus nomiae NRRL 13137, 1273 nucleotides long. RefSeq names its product vacuolar protein sorting-associated protein 26. NCBI's taxonomy places the organism in Eukaryota, Fungi, Ascomycota, Eurotiomycetes, Eurotiales, Aspergillaceae. The coding region runs from base 100 to 1143 and encodes 347 amino acids. Gene Ontology annotation, biological process: retrograde transport, endosome to Golgi; intracellular protein transport. The record is from RefSeq and is a predicted model, not a curated record. The transcript is spliced from 5 exons. Gene Ontology annotation, cellular component: endosome; retromer complex.